Messenger RNA from Poecile atricapillus (Black-capped chickadee), 1361 nucleotides. It is a transcript of the gene TAFA1, whose product is annotated as TAFA chemokine like family member 1. Gene Ontology annotation, molecular function: receptor ligand activity. Lineage: Eukaryota; Metazoa; Chordata; Aves; Passeriformes; Paridae. Bases 102 to 503 code for a protein of 133 amino acids. Gene Ontology annotation, biological process: neuroblast differentiation; negative regulation of microglial cell activation; positive regulation of microglial cell activation. The record is from RefSeq and is a predicted model, not a curated record. The transcript has 5 exons.
AAAGAAAUCCCUUAUUGUGGUACAGAUGGAUUUAAAAAAGUAUUAGAUCUUUCCGAUGAACACUACUAGAGUGCUCUGCUCUUGGUUGGAUUACUCAGAGAAUGGCAGUGGUCUCUGCAAUGUCCUGGGUCCUGUAUUUGUGGAUAAGUGCCUGUGCAAUGCUGCUCUGUCAGGGGUCCCUCCAUCACACUUUCCAGCAGCAUCACCUGCACAGACCAGAAGGAGGAACGUGUGAAGUUAUAGCAGCACACAGAUGCUGUAAUAAGAAUCGAAUUGAGGAAAGAUCACAAACAGUAAAAUGCUCCUGUCUACCUGGGAAAGUGGCUGGGACUACAAGAAACAGACCUUCCUGUGUUGAUGCUUCUAUAGUGAUUGGGAAAUGGUGGUGUGAGAUGGAGCCCUGCCUAGAAGGAGAGGAAUGUAAGACAUUGCCGGAUAAUUCUGGAUGGAUGUGUGCGACUGGCAAUAAAAUCAAGACCACCAGAAUCCACCCAAGGACUUAACAGAGUGCCCACGUCUGCAUGGAGACAGUGAAAGCCCUGCUGAUUUAUGAGGACAAAGUAUUGAAAGUUUAAAACCAUCUCAGCAUUUACAAGCCAAAUGGAUUUCUUAUUUGCACUUUGACUGUUUACCAGAAAACAACAGUGGCUUUACUGUAUGAGAGAAAGGAUUCGGUGAAAAUAAUGGCCCUGAUUUUUGACAACUGAAAAUAAAAAAUGAAGAAAGUGGUUCCUUUGGUAAAGUUUCUGAGAUUAUGAAGUACAAGCAACAGUAUAAGUUUGGAUCUACAAUUUACUUUAUACCAGUUAAAUUAUAUAUAUAUAUAGAAAUAUAUAUAUAUUAAUAUAUGAUAUUUUGAAAUAAAAGCCUCACUCUUCAAGAAAUUGAAUAGUACCACACUUUGCUGCAGCUGCUGUAUUUUUAUUUUUUUUUUUCCUUUUUUGCAAUGGUCUGGAAGUUCCCUACCUGUUUGAGAGAGAAAUGUGGCAGUGAAGAGGCAAAGCAAACCUGCUGUGGUACAAGGACGCCUAAGAGCUACACGAAUCCUACCGAUGCAGCAUCCAGAGCUUCCUGUUCCCUUCGGCAGAAUUUUGAGGGCAUUUGUUGUUCCACUUUGUGUUCUGGAGGCUUUUCCCCUUGUGCAAUACUAGCAUGCUGGCUUUGCUUCAUUAACCAUACUUGAUUGAUAUAUAACAAUGAUAAUUCUAUCCUCCUCCAAGAAAAUAUUUUUAGAGCUGUUAGAUAUUCCAUGAAGAAGAGAUGGACAACUACUGAGUGAAGUACAGUAUGUAUUAAAAGUUUAUUUGGCAGAGUUUGGUAGACUGUGAGCUCCCUUCUUAUUAAAAGAUGUACUGUACGUA